GCUAUAGAUGCUAAAAAAAAAAAAAAAGCCACAAGAAAUCCAUCAAAUAGGCAAAUAGCCAAAGAUGGUUAUAUGAAAAAUUUUUAAUUUUCAAUCUAUUCUACUUUUCUUUUUUUUUUUUUCUAUAAAAUCUCAGCCAACUAUUUAUAAAAAGAAAAUUCAAAAAUGAAACUCUACUAUAGAAAGUAGACUUAGAUUGUUGAAAAUACUUGAAAUAAAAAUCCCAGGUCUCAUAAAAAAACAGUGCACUUUAAUCAAUUCGUUCAUUGAACCCAGUAUCACCCUUAUUUUUAUUGAGCUCUUGUUUUGAUUUUAUUUUAUUUUUUUUCUACAAGAUAAUCAAUAUAACGCAAAUGAAAUCCCCACUAAAACUCAAAUGAUAAAGUCUUUCAAUUACACAAGUAAUCAAUAUUUUAUCAAUAAUCUUAUUUGUAAAUAUUAUUUAAUUAAUAUUUUGGUAUUAUUGAUAUGAAAUUAUGUGUAUAUAAAGACACAAAUAUUUCAAUUAAAUCCCAGUAUAUUAAAAACAAUAAAUAUUAAAAGAAUCAAGUCAAAAAUAUACAUGAUAAAAAAAAAAAAUUUUAAUAAAUUAUGUACUGGUGUAUUAAAAUUAAUAUAAUACUGGGACUCUUGACGACCCUGACAAUUGCUGAUGUCGAAAUUAUAGAAGAUUUUCUGCCUGGAUUACUUUAUCCUCGAGAGAGUGAGACCCGUGAGGUCAAAUCUUUAGAUGGACUUUGGGACUUUGCUAUUUCACCAAUUGGAAAUUUAUUCAAAGGUUAUCGUGAACAUUGGUACAAUGAUACUUUAUCCAAGUCAGUUGAUGUCAUUAAAAUGCCAGUACCUUCAUCUUACAAUGACAUAACAACUUCAAAAGAAUUACGAGAUCAUGUUGGUGCAGUAUGGUAUGAAAAAACAUUUUUCAUACCAACAUCAUGGUCUGAUCAACGUGUUUUUGUUAGAUUUGGAUCAGUAAAUUAUCUUGCACAAGUGUGGAUAAAUGGACGUCUUGCAACGAGUCAUGAGAUGGGACAUUUGCCGUUUGAAGCUGAGAUAUCAAACUACUUGAACUAUGGUGAUAAAAAUCGGAUAACAGUAGCUGUUGAUAAUACACUACUACAAACAAGUAUUCCACAAGGAAAACUUACUGAUACACCAACAGAAUAUGGAAGAACUUGGAUACAAUCAUAUACAUUUGAUUUUUUUAAUUAUGCAGGAAUUCAUCGUUCAGUAUUAUUACAUACAAAACCACAAUUAUAUAUUGAAGAUAUAACUGUUAAAACAUCUGUAUCUGGUGAUACAGGAAUAAUAAAAUAUAUUAUAAAAAUUGGUGGUUUAGAAAAAAAUGAAAUACCAGAAUGUAUUGUUAAUUUACGUGAAAAUGAUGGUACAUUAAUAACAACUGAGCCAUUAUAUGGUUUAACUGGUAUAUUAAAAGUACCAAAUGCAAAAUUAUGGUGGGCACAAGGUAUGAAUUCAAAUCCAGGUUAUUUAUAUGAACUAGAAAUAAAUGUAUCAAUACCAAAUAUUACGGGACCAGAUAUAUAUAGACAACCAGUUGGUAUUAGAACAAUAAGAUGGACAAAUACAAGUUUGCUGUUAAAUGAAAGACCAAUUUAUUUACGUGGUUUUGGAAGACAUGAAGAUUCACCAAUAAGAGGUAGAGGUUUUGAUCUUGUUACAAUAACAAGAGAUCAUGAAUUACUUAAAUGGGUUGGUGCUAAUUCAUAUAGAACAAGUCAUUAUCCAUACAGUGAUGAAAUAAUGGAUAUGGCUGAUAGACAAGGUUUUCUUAUUAUUGAUGAAUGUCCAUCAGUUGAUACAGAAAAUUUUUCACCAAUAUUACUUGCUAGACAUAAAGAAUCAAUAUCUGAAUUAAUAAGAAGAGAUAAAAAUAGACCAUCUGUUAUUGCUUGGUCAAUUGCAAAUGAACCAAGAACACAAUUAAAUGCAGCUGAAGAUUAUUUUAGACAUAUUGCAAAACAUACUAAAACAUUAGAUCCAACAAGACCAAUAACAGCUGCACUUGCUAGGGGUUAUGAUGAAGAUAAAGCUGGACAAUUUUUAGAUUUUAUUAGUUUUAAUAGAUAUAAUUCAUGGUAUUCAAAUUCAGGAAGAUUAGAUAUGAUUAUUGAUCGUGUUGUUGAUGAAGCACAAGCUUGGCAUACAAAACAUGAUAAACCAAUUGUCAUGUCAGAAUAUGGAGCAGAUACAAUGGAGGGUCUUCAUGAGUUGCCAGAAUAUAUAUGGAGUGAAGAAUAUCAAACAAAAGUUUUAUCCAAACAUUUUGAAGCAUUUGAUAUAUUGAGAAAUAAAGGCUGGUUUAUUGGUGAAUUCAUAUGGAAUUUUGCUGAUUUUCGUACUGCUGAGACAUAUACUAGAGUUGGUGGAAAUAAAAAAGGUAUAUUUACACGUACCAGACAACCAAAAAUGGCUGCACAUCAUGUUCGUCGACGUUAUCAUGCACUUGCUAAUGAAAUUGAUGGACAAGAAUUACCAAAUGAUCUUCAAUCUUAUGUAUCAAAACCAAUUGAAAUUCACAAUGAAUUUUAAAUAUAUAUUUACAUUAAUUCAUUGAUGUUUAUUUUUCAUAAUUUCUAUCACCCAUCAUGGCACUUGUUAAACAAUAAAUUACAUUAAAAGUUUUAUUAACA
Molecule: messenger RNA, 2654 nt
Organism: Aphidius gifuensis
Lineage: Eukaryota; Metazoa; Arthropoda; Insecta; Hymenoptera; Braconidae
Product: beta-glucuronidase
Exons: 7
Coding region: 592-2553 (653 amino acids)
Biological process (GO): carbohydrate metabolic process; glucuronoside catabolic process
Molecular function (GO): beta-glucuronidase activity; carbohydrate binding
Source: RefSeq, a predicted model, not a curated record